AGGGCGGGGCCCGUGAAUUCGUCAGGGACGAUCCCGGCGCCUGCGCACAGAGGAUACAGGUCCGGCCUUUGCGAGAGCGCGCCGGUCGCAAGAUGGCUGCGGCCAUGCGAGGCCUUGCUGUAUGUGCGCAGCGGGCGGCGGAGCAGCCGGGACAGCAGGGGCAGCGACGACACUAGCUCAGCCUUCAGCCAUUCUGUUAGAACGCCACCCCAGCCUUUGCCUUCUUCGUCCGAGAUGGAUCUGACCGUGGGCCCCGGUGCAGCGGGGCCCAGCAACGUCCCGGCCUUCCUAACCAAGCUGUGGACCCUCGUGAGCGACCCGGACACAGACGCGCUCAUCUGCUGGAGCCCGAGUGGGAACAGCUUCCACGUGUUUGACCAGGGCCAGUUUGCCAAGGAGGUGCUGCCCAAGUACUUCAAGCACAACAACAUGGCUAGCUUCGUGCGGCAGCUCAACAUGUAUGGCUUCCGAAAAGUAGUCCACAUUGAGCAGGGUGGCCUGGUCAAGCCUGAGAGGGAUGACACCGAGUUCCAGCAUCCUUGUUUCCUGCGUGGACAGGAACAGCUCCUUGAGAACAUCAAGAGGAAAGUGACCAGCGUGUCCACCCUGAAGAGUGAGGACAUAAAAAUACGCCAGGACAGUGUCACCCGGCUGUUGACAGAUGUGCAGCUGAUGAAGGGGAAACAGGAGUGUAUGGACUCCAAGCUCCUGGCCAUGAAGCACGAGAAUGAAGCCCUGUGGCGGGAGGUGGCCAGCCUUCGGCAGAAGCAUGCCCAGCAGCAAAAAGUUGUCAACAAGCUCAUUCAGUUCCUGAUCUCACUGGUGCAGUCGAACCGGAUCCUGGGGGUGAAGAGAAAGAUCCCUCUGAUGUUGAGUGACAGCAGCUCAGCACACUCUGUGCCCAAGUAUGGUCGACAGUACUCCCUGGAGCAUGUCCAUGGUCCUGGCCCAUACUCAGCUCCAUCUCCGGCCUACAGCAGCUCUAGCCUUUACUCCUCUGAUGCUGUCACCAGCUCUGGACCCAUAAUCUCCGAUAUCACUGAGCUGGCUCCUCCCAGCCCUUUGGCCUCCCCAGGCAGGAGCAUAGAUGAAAGGCCUCUGUCUGGCAGUACCCUGGUCCGUGUCAAGGAAGAGCCCCCCAGCCCACCUCAUAGCCCCCGGGUACUGGAGGCGAGCCCUGGGCGCCCAUCCUCCAUGGAUACCCCUUUAUCCCCAACUGCCUUCAUUGACUCCAUCCUUCGAGAAAGCGAGCCUACCCCUGCUGCCUCAAACACAGCCCCUAUGGACACAACCGGAGCCCAAGCCCCCGCACUCCCAACCCCCUCCACCCCUGAGAAGUGCCUCAGCGUAGCCUGCCUAGACAAUUUGGCUCGCGCUCCACAGAUGUCUGGGGUCGCCCGCCUCUUCCCCUGCCCCUCUUCCUUUCUGCAUGGCCGAGUCCAGCCAGGGAACGAGCUAAGUGAUCACCUGGAUGCCAUGGACUCCAACCUGGACAACCUGCAGACCAUGCUGACAAGCCACGGCUUCAGUGUGGACACCAGCGCCCUGCUGGACCUGUUCAGCCCCUCGGUGACCAUGCCCGACAUGAGCCUGCCUGACCUGGACAGCAGCCUGACCAGCAUUCAGGAGCUUCUAUCUCCACAAGAGCCUCCCAGGCCUAUUGAGGCAGAGAAUAGUAACCCCGACUCAGGAAAGCAGCUGGUGCACUACACAGCUCAGCCUCUGUUUCUGCUGGACCCUGAUGCUGUGGACACAGGGAGCAGUGAGCUGCCUGUGCUCUUUGAGCUCGGGGAGAGCUCCUACUUCUCUGAGGGAGAUGACUACACGGAUGAUCCCACCAUCUCUCUUCUGACGGGUACUGAACCUCACAAAGCCAAGGACCCCACUGUCUCCUAGAGCUCUUGGGAGUUGUCAGGCUGGCUUGUGCCUGGCCUCCAACCUAUCCCUAGGACUAGGGAGACAAGACAGUUGGGUAGUCCAGGGGAUCCUAGGUCAAGCCACCACAACCCCAAUGAUGCACAGAUGGAACUUGGGCCUGGGCAAUACCUUGGAUCAGGAGGAAGAUUCUCGGGGCUGCAUACCUGCUGCCUUCACCCCAGCCCCAGGUCUACUCUCUGGUCAGAGCUUCAUAGCCACACUUGGACUGAUCCUGCAGGUUGUUCAUAAAAUUGUAUUUUGGAUUUUUACAUGAGAGUCCCCUUUAACCCUUCACAAAUAAAUAUAUAUAUAUACAUA
Molecule: messenger RNA, 2235 nt
Organism: Mastomys coucha (southern multimammate mouse)
Lineage: Eukaryota; Metazoa; Chordata; Mammalia; Rodentia; Muridae
Gene: Hsf1
Product: heat shock transcription factor 1
Exons: 14
Coding region: 235-1896 (553 amino acids)
Biological process (GO): regulation of DNA-templated transcription
Molecular function (GO): sequence-specific DNA binding; DNA-binding transcription factor activity
Source: RefSeq, a predicted model, not a curated record